This is a messenger RNA of Copidosoma floridanum, 5385 nucleotides long. Its product is annotated as myomesin and myosin binding protein. The record is from RefSeq and is a predicted model, not a curated record. Gene Ontology annotation, molecular function: protein binding. NCBI's taxonomy places the organism in Eukaryota, Metazoa, Arthropoda, Insecta, Hymenoptera, Encyrtidae.
GCGGCGAAAUCAUGUAUAUUUUGUUGUUUCGUACGUUGUGGUCGACAAGCUUGCCAGAGCUUUUAAGUAUCCAUUGAAAGAUCUCGUAAUCCGUUCGCGUUACUUGUGAUAGUUGAUGGAUAAAUGUGGAAAAGUUGGUGCUUUACGAUGGAGCAGGAAAUACGAGCCGAGACACGAGCUUUCGUUCGUCGCAUGUACCGCAACCUAAACUCCGCGCUGAUUCUAAUAUCCCGCCAAAAAGGAGCCCCAGCACCGCCAGGCAAACCGGUCCUCAUCCCAGGCCCGGACGACUCUCAAUCCGACGUUGUCCUCAUCCGGUGGAACAUUUCGCCGCACAGCGGUGGCUCGAGUAUCAUCGGUUACUACGUGGAGCAGCGGAAAAUGGGCAGUCCGCACUGGGAGAGCGCCGCGCCGGUGAUUUGCCGGGAGCCGGAGCUGAUGCUCAGCGGCCUCGAGCCCGGCUGGCGCUACCAGUUUCGCAUCAGGGCCCAGAACUUUUUGGGCACGUCGGAACCGAGCGAGCUGUCGGAUCCGUUGACCGUUACUCUGCAGAACACGACGCAGAUUGUGCCAAAGUUCAACCAAGAGCUCAGAGAUUCUUUCGUUGUACUCUACGGAUACGUUGAAAUAAUGGCAAGUUACUCUGGACUGCCUAUACCAGUCAUUAGAUGGUUCAAAAAUGACAGCGAACUGAUGUCCAGCGGGAGGAUUGAAAUUAAGACUGACUGUAACAAAAGCGUACUAAUAAUCAAAGGGGCAAGACAAAUGGACGAGGGGGAAAUUAAAUGCAUUGCCACGAACCGAGCUGGAAGGGUCACCACGAAAGCUAAACUCAUAGUUGAAGUACCAGCAUUCGUUCGACUACCCAAAGGAUACGAUGAAGGAUUACUUUUUGCACAAGACGAAGAAGUGAAGUUGCGAGUCACCCAUGGUGGUAAGCCGUCACCCAGUGUCACCUGGUAUCACAAUGGAGAGAUCGUCCUGGCUGAUCAUCGACGUAGUUUUGAAAGUACUGCGGAAGGCGAGAGUAUUCUCAUCAUCUCCAACGCUGUGCGUGAUGACCGCGGAGAAUACACCGUAAGGGUGAUCAAUAAACAUGGCGAGGGAGCGAUAUCUUUUUUGGUCACCAUCAUAGAUAGUCCUUCUCCUCCCCGGAAUGUGACAGUGACACGAAUAUUUGGCCGGAGUGUUUCAUUGGCGUGGAUGGAACCGGAUGACGAUGGUGGAAGUAGUAUCGGAAAUUACCUUGUCGAAUAUCAUAGAAUGGGAUGGGAUAUGUGGUUAAAAUCAAUGACUUGCAAGUACACGACUGUCAUGAUAAACGAUUUGAUAGAAGGAUCAGAGUACGAAUUUCGCGUGAAAGCAGAGAAUCUCUAUGGUCUCAGCGAUCCUAGCGAGAAAACACAGAUUGUUUUCAUACCAGAUGUCAAAAGAGGAAUUACUGAGCCAAAUAUGAGGAUAAGAUCGGUAAGCCAUCGGGACAUUCCACGUGGACGCAGUGAGAGACGUGAAAUCAGUUUUCAUGAGCCCACUCAGAGGACACGUAGUUUGACUCGCGAGGAAGCUUCGAAUCGGGAAGCCAUGUCAAUGUACGAGCGUACCUUAUCGCCCACAAGAUUAGUCAGAUCAUCCAGAGCUGACAGUCGCGUAACUUUCAUUCUAGACGCCAAUAGUCGUGAAAAAGAUGAGCCUCCAACGAAAGAACGUGAGGUUCUAGAAAGAAGUAGAUCACCACAAACAACGAUUGUAGUAACUCCGAAUUACAAUGACUCGGGAGGCCAGCGAACAUACUUGGAUUCACGGUCCCGUACUGUUUCCUACUCACGUGAACAUAGUCCGUCACCCCUUGUGUUGGAGGAGUCAAUGGAAGUCGCGAUCAAGCAAACGGUGGACAGUAUGAGAUCAAGUUUAAGUCCACCAUCUGUAGUACCUAGGCAUAGACGUGGCAGUAAUGAAACUGAAACGAAUUUAAAGGAGGGUAAUGAAGAUGAUAUGUUACACGGUAGUUCGGAGUUCAUGUUAGUACUAUAUCCAGGUGAAGAAGAUCGAAGACAGUACGAAUCAGAACGUUUAGAGAAACAAUCUGAAAUCACUCGACGAGAGACACGAGGAACCUCAGAGGCUUUGACGAAUCGAUUUGUCGAACGUCAAUCAGCUGUCGAAGUACCUCCAGAUGAAGAAGAGGAGGAUUUAAUUCCACCACCCAUGUCACUAUCUCUUCCCGAACUAUUUAGCCCCGAUCAUCAAAUUGUCGAAAUCGUUCGGGAGGCGGUCAGUUCAACCGAACUUCUUCAUGAACGUGCAAUGGAGCGCUUUUAUCGUGCAGUAGAAGCCGAACAAUCCAUCGAACAGAAACGAAAUAAGACCAAUGAUCCAAAAGCAAAUCGUUCAGGUGACAAUGAGGCAUAUCCUCUAUUCAAAUCAAGGUCUCGUCCGAUACGAAGACGGUUAUCGAAUUCCGGCGCAAAUACCUGGCAAGUUCGACGCGAUAGACGAAGAUCGAGUGAGGGAGAAGCUAAUGUAACUUUACUUAAACCUCCGAAAUUACCUGUACCUUCUCCGUUAUUGAACGUAUUGUCAGAUCCAAACCUGCUCACUAAAGAUGAAAAACCCACGCAAAAGGCGGAGCCCUGGCUGAUGGGCGGAGGCAGCUCCGAACGCCUACGCAGGUGGCACGAGCCUGGUAUUGAUCUCAAUGAAGAGUCCACAGCUGCUUCGAUUGACAGAGAAAACACCCAGAAUAAUCAAAAAGAGAAAUUAUUGAGCAUGCCAGAACUAAAGCCAAAAGAACCGUUGGAAGUGCAAGUGGUCGAAGAAGAAUAUGAUGAAGUUGCACCUGAUAUUAUUUAUGCGGAAGACAGUAUUGAAACCUCUUAUCUCUCUUCGGAAGCGGAAAGUACUGAUAGCGAAGAUUUGAAACAUCUUAAAGACAGAAUAAUGGCUAUUCCAGUAUUAGAAGAAGAAGAAACAUAUCAUCCCCGUGGCCGUAUGCUUUUGCAUCUGAAUACAGACACACCACCUCCAGUUCCACCGCACAGAUCUUUAUCACCCUCCCCUACGUCACCGAAUGGUACCAUUGUACCAAAGUCUAUUUUGAAAAAGCGCACAGAAACUGAAUCUAUACCAGUGAAUCAAUUUGGUAGACCAAUUCCACCGGAAAAACCCAUUCGAAAGUCACUGCCACCUCACGAGGACGCUAGUGUGACAAUGCUCAACAGGUCAAUAUCAAAUCAGAAUUUUGAAGAUGUGGCAGAGAUGAAAACAGUGACACCUGGAUUUGUAGCUGUAUCUCCACUCCCCUCUUCAUUUCAACCGAUAGUUGUCACUUUAUCAACGCCCACUCCAAUAGUGACACCGGCACCUGUACCAUCAUUAAAAUCACCUGUAUCUACGUCUACAACUGAGUCAAGUGCAAUAAACAAAGGAAUGACGGAUUCCGAUAAAGAAGCUGUUAUUUCUGCAGGAGAAGCCGCUGUUUCCAAGCGCAAACAAAUGCGUCAAGGUUCAAAAACACAUUCAACUGAAGAGUCUGAAGAAGAACAUGAAGAAAAGAUGGCUGUGGUUAGUCAUUACACAGAACUCGUGAAACAAUAUUCCAAUCCAGAUUUCAGACAACGUUCGUUAAGUCGAGAUAGAGAAAUAAAACGUUACGAAAGUCCUUCUCAAACCAGAGUUGCAUCACCUAUGCCAAAUCAGACAAACCAAUACAAUAGUCAAACGCUCAAAAAAGAAGCAUUGUCCGUAACUCCAGGAAAGACAAUAGAGCCAAUUUCUCCCAUAGGUCCACCAAUUACUACCCAUAACGUAAUACCCACAAAGAUCAUAACACCCAUACCACCAGUAAUACCAUCUAUGCCGAUAAAACAGGCAAUGCCGAUAUUACAGUCAGAACGAAGUGGAAGACGAGGCAGUUUAUCGAGUCGAGCAAAUGAGAGUGACUCGGAUGUAUCUGUUAGGGGAAAGUUAAGGGAACCAAGACCAGUGAGUGACGGCGAUAGAGAAAGACAAAGAUACAUGGACAUGAGUGAUUCCAGAAGCUCGACACCAAGUCACAGAAGGGCAGACAGUCGAACGAGAAAUGAAAACCGCCCACCCGCGAGGAACGAGUCACCAAUGCCUAGGUCUAGAAACGUAUCAAGGGAUCGAGGAUCGGUAGUGGAGUCACGAUCAUCUUCUAAUGCAAGGGAAUCUAGACCAGUUAGUGGGGCAAAAACGAAAAGCAGCCGGCCAUCAUCCAGGGCUAGUUCUAGGGACCGAUCACGUGCCAAUACACCAGCUGAAAUGGAAAUUGAACGACUUCAACGAGCUUUGGAUGAGCAAACAGAUCGUCUAAGGAGGCUGUCCAGUAAAAAUGAGCCUGUAAAUGCUGAAAAUAUUAACCUUAGAAUAGAAACUGAAAAAAAAAUUAGGACGACAUUGAGUUUUUUGAUAGAUAUGGGUUUACUGAUGGCUGCAUUUUAUUUAUAUUUAUUUAAAAGAGAAGAACUGGCAAUUCCCAUAAUUGUCUUGUUGUUAUAUCGUCACAUACAGCAGGAAAUCAAAGGCUGGAUACCUCGCUGGUGGAGAAGUGAAAAACGUUAACAAUGUUGUUAAUGUUUUAUGGUAAUUAUGACGUUGUUAAUGUACGAUAACAAUGUCCCUGAUGAUCAGUAACGUUGUUAUGUAAAUGCGCUUUGUUUUCCAAAAGAGAAUGUUAAGAAUUUGAAAUUUUGGCUUUCACGAAUACCAUAUUUUUUACUUUUUGUUUAGUGUUUUCCAUUUUUCAAUCAAUGACAAAUCAAACGUUGAUUUUUUACAUACAAUUAAUCACAAAUACCAUUUUUGUCUUUCGGCAGAAUUUGUUUUGAUGUUUUCUCUAAAUAUCUUUUUAAACACUAUACUCAUAGAAACAAUGUGAGGAAAACUUGUUUUUAAAAAUGAUAAAAUCAUGUCUUUGCUGGGAUCUUUUUUAGUAAAAGAUUUUAAGCUUAAGCUAUAUGGACCAGAUAAUAUUUUUUAACAUCCUCUUUUAUUUAAAUGUUUACUGAAUUUUAAAUACCUGUUUUACAUAGCAUGAGAGAUUUUUCUAAGAGUUAGAUGUUUAAAAAAUAAAAAAAAAAUGUUUAAGUAUAAGUUAAUUGUUUUUCGACAACGAUUCGAGAUAAAAUCGAUAACAUUUAAAUGCACAUAUCGAGUUAGUCGUCAAGUAUUCUUAGAAACUCAAUCAUGCAUUUAAAUUGAUUCGUAUAUUUGUUGGAUUUUGGGGGUGUAAGUUACAUUAUUGAGUAUUAUGUCAGUUUUUAAAUUCUUUAAAUGUUUAUGAAUGUUGGAAAUGUUCAAAAAGGAAAUGUUUUGACCUUCAUCGAAAAUUUAUUCACGUUAUGUAUUAUAUAUUUAUAAAUAUGA